AUGGAGAACCCGAACUUGUGGUGUGCUGCUUACAACGGCAAAAUUGAAGAUGUUCGAAAGUACCUAGCUCUAGGUGCUGAUGUCAACAAGAAGGACGCGGGUGUGCUGUGUGUGGCGGCUUCUGCAGGAUUUUUGGAAGUUGUAAAGGAGCUGAUUCAAUGCGGCGCCGACGUGGACUUGGCUGACAAUAAUGCCUACUCUCCGCUCUAUGCUGCGACAUUGACAGGGCAUUUGCACGUUGUCCAAGAGCUCGUUGACAAUGGCGCCAAUAUCGACGCACCAUCAACUCAGGUUCGAUGUACCCCGCUACAUCAAGCCGUGGAAAAGAAUCAUCUCGACAUCAUCCAAGCCUUGAUCGACAAUGGAGCUGAUGUCAACGCCAAGGAUGCUAUAUAUCAAACCCCACUCAUCAUUGCGUCCAGCGACGGCAACUUGGUCGCCGUCCAGAUGUUACUGCUUGCAGGCGCAGAUACCACGAUCGGGGAUGGGGGUAACAGAACAGCCCGAUCCAUCGCUGUAGACAAAAAGCACGGCGAUGUUGUCAAAGCGUUGGACGAGAGUGCCAAGAACCCCCAUAUUCAGCUCAAGCCUGUGACGGACGACGUGAAACUCGAACGCGCUGCCGCCAAACUCCGCUACAGAAGUGUAUGCGGCUUCUAAAACCGCCACGGUGCCAUUGACAACAUUUUACGAAGACAUUGCAGCAAAUGCUAGUGGAGAGGCUAAACGCAAACCCAAACCCAAACAAUCGGAAGUAAAAGCUCAGAGUGCCUACGUUGAAAGCGAAGCCCAUGCAGCCCAGGCAAAUAUUGUUUUUGCAAGGGCGAUUGAAAUAGAAGAAAAUUCGGCCAAAAUU
This is a messenger RNA of Aphanomyces astaci, 856 nucleotides long. RefSeq lists its product as hypothetical. Gene Ontology annotation, molecular function: protein binding. Bases 1 to 660 code for a protein of 219 amino acids. The transcript is spliced from 9 exons. The record is from RefSeq and is a predicted model, not a curated record. Gene Ontology annotation, cellular component: nucleus; cytoplasm. Lineage: Eukaryota; Oomycota; Saprolegniomycetes; Saprolegniales; Verrucalvaceae.